Zychaea mexicana is the source of this 2205-nucleotide messenger RNA. RefSeq names its product P-loop containing nucleoside triphosphate hydrolase protein. The record is from RefSeq and is a predicted model, not a curated record. The transcript is spliced from 13 exons. Gene Ontology annotation, cellular component: nucleus. Gene Ontology annotation, molecular function: hydrolase activity, acting on acid anhydrides; ATP-dependent chromatin remodeler activity; DNA translocase activity. Bases 1 to 2205 code for a protein of 734 amino acids. Gene Ontology annotation, biological process: double-strand break repair via synthesis-dependent strand annealing; reciprocal meiotic recombination. Lineage: Eukaryota; Fungi; Mucoromycota; Mucoromycetes; Mucorales; Lichtheimiaceae.
AUGAAGAAUUGCUUGUCUCGCAUACCCAAAGGGUUUGAUGCCAACGCUGUCCUGACCAAAAAAUUCCAUGUCCCCAUGGCGACAAGUAGUAAUGGCAAUGCAUCUUUCGUGGCUGAUUCAUUUGGUGCACGUCGAACACUCGGUAUGCGACGACGACCGGGCUCAAUGAACCGAUUACUUUACGAUCCCAAUGCUGAAGACGUGAUUGUAUUGUGGGAUCCUAAAGAGGAAGAAGAAGCAGCAGCUGCCGCCGCCGCCGCAGCAGCAGCAGCAUCAUCAUCAGCAACAACAAAUGAAAAUAACGAACAACAGCCGCCGGUCAAAGUAGAACACAAACAACCAGAAAAAUUACGACCAGGCAAAAAGUCUAUAUCAGAGAUAUUGGGACUCAAGAAAGAAGAGAGCAAAAAAGCCCCUGUGAUGCUCGAUCCAGUGUUGACAAGAAUUCUGCGACCGCAUCAAUUGGAAGGUUUAAAAUUCCUGUAUCGCUGCACGACUGGAAAAGUCCAGUCAGAUGCAUUUGGUUGCAUCAUGGCAGAUGAAAUGGGUCUUGGUAAAACACUUCAAUGUAUCUCCUUGGUAUGGACACUGCUACGACAAUCAGGCGAGAUGGGCAAGUCUACGAUCCAAAAGGCUAUUAUUACAUGUCCUUCAAGUCUUGUCCGUAACUGGGCCAAUGAAUUCACCAAAUGGCUGGGUGAAAAUCGGGUCAGACCGCUUGUCAUUGACAAUGCUGGCAGUAAAGAAAAAAUCAUCACUGUCAAGCGAUGGGCUGCUGCACAAGGACAAAUUGUCAAUCCAGUACUGAUCAUAUCCUACGAGACUCUACGAUCAUAUACCAAAUACCUAAAGAACUCUCCAAUUGGAUUACUUCUCUGUGACGAAGGUCAUCGUUUAAAGAACGGAUCAUCUUUACUGUUCCAAGAAUUAAACAGCUUACCAGUACGACGGCGUGUCAUUCUGUCAGGCACCCCGAUCCAAAAUGAUCUAAGCGAAUAUUAUUCCUUACUCGACUUUGCAAAUCCUGGCUUGUUAGGAACACCGAAUGAAUUUCGUCGCAACUUUGAGAAUCCUAUCCUACGUGGUCGUGAUGCGGAUGCUUCUGAAAAGGAACGUCAGCUCAGUGAUGACAAGGUGGCCGAGUUCUGGUCUAUUGUUUCCAAAUUUACGAUUCGUCGAACAAACGAUAUCCUCACCAAAUAUCUUCCCACAAAAUAUGAACACGUCGUCUUUUGUAAACUUGCGCCAUUGCAGUUGGAUCUGUACAAUGUGUUUCGCACUUCGCCUGAAAUCAAAAAAUUGCUUCGAGGGCAAGGAAGUCAACCACUAAAGGCCAUCACGAUGCUCAAGAAGCUGUGUAAUCACCCAGGAUUAUUAAAAUUACCGGAAGAACUUGAAGGAUCCGAAGACGUACUCCCAGAUGAUUAUCAUGGCACGGGUCGACAUGCUACAGUGAAUCCGGCCUUUUCUGGUAAAUUCAUGGUAUUACAACGCAUGCUGGCCAAGAUCAGCCGUGAAACACAAGACAAGAUUGUCAUUGUCAGCAAUUAUACACAAACACUUGACCUUAUCCAAACUUACUGCCGACAAAAUAAGUACGGUGUGCUUCGACUAGAUGGUACCAUGACAAUCCCAAAGCGUCAAAAACUGGUUGAUCGUUUCAAUGAUCCGGAAGCAGAGGAGUUCGUGUUCCUUCUCAGUAGCAAAGCAGGUGGUUGUGGUCUAAAUCUCAUUGGCGCAAACCGACUCAUUCUCUUUGACCCUGACUGGAAUCCUGCUGCCGAUCAACAAGCCUUGGCUCGUAUUUGGCGUGACGGACAGAAGAAGGAUUGCUUCAUCUAUCGAUUCAUUGGCGCUGGCACUAUCGAGGAAAAGAUCUUCCAACGACAAUCCCAUAAACAAUCGAUUUCCAACUGUGUUGUAGACGAAGCAACAGACACGGAACGUCACUUUUCUCUUGCGGAUAUGAGGCAACUCUUCCAGCUGAAUACCGAGAGUGAAUGCGAGACGCACGAUACAUUCAAAUGUAAGCGCUGUAUUCAAGGAAAACAGUAUCGUAAAGCUGAGGCUAUGCAAUACGGUGAUGCAAGCAGCUGGGACCACUAUGACAAGGAUCUAUUGCGACUUCCUGACCCAAUGUUACGAGAAGAAGCUGGAAAGGGCGUGGUUUCCUAUGUAUUUGAGUUUAUAUCGCACAUGAAAUGA